Messenger RNA from Hemicordylus capensis (graceful crag lizard), 4052 nucleotides. RefSeq names its product solute carrier family 40 member 1 (gene SLC40A1). NCBI's taxonomy places the organism in Eukaryota, Metazoa, Chordata, Lepidosauria, Squamata, Cordylidae. The transcript is spliced from 8 exons. Gene Ontology annotation, molecular function: iron ion transmembrane transporter activity; peptide hormone binding. Gene Ontology annotation, cellular component: basolateral plasma membrane. The coding region runs from base 453 to 2210 and encodes 585 amino acids. The record is from RefSeq and is a predicted model, not a curated record. Gene Ontology annotation, biological process: iron ion transmembrane transport.
UAGGCUCUUCCUGGCAUCUUCCUCGCUUUCGCUCGGCCCCCUCGCGUCUCAGCUUGUUUAUAUACAGUAGGCAGCGGAGAGAGGAAAGACAGAGCCGAAGAGGUCAGCUGUGGCUUUGCGAGGUGUCGUGGCGCGCUGGGCCCCUUUUCCCUGCGGAGCGGGUCCCUUGCCACCGCCUGUGCAUAAGGCCAUCGCUUUCCAACUUCAGCUACAGUGAUAGCUAAGUUUGGAAAGACCAACUUAGGGGGAAGCCGUUGUGUCCGCCUGCUUCUCUUUCCUUCUCUUUGCUGGAGCACCAGGCGGCUGCUGCUGCUCUUGUGUUUUGCCUCUGCGUCUCUCUCUCUCUCGGUCUCUCUCCCCCUCCUCUGCUUGGAAGGGGCGCGAUAGCACCAGCACCAGCAGCACCGACAGCCGCGAAGCGAAAAAACCUGGGGAAGAAGAACGAAAGGUGUAUGCAGAUCACCAUGACCCGGCCAGCCGCCGCCGAGCAGCAGAACCGCCAAGGAUGCUGUGGGACCUGUGUCAAUUACUUCACAUCUGCAAAAUCCCUUCUCUACCUUGGACAUGCACUAUCCACCUGGGGAGACCGUAUGUGGCAUUUCGCAGUGUCUGUCUUCCUGGUUGAACUGUAUGGAAACAGUUUGCUCUUGACGGCUGUAUAUGGAUUGGUUGUGGCAGGAUCAGUUCUUCUUCUGGGAGCCAUUAUUGGAGACUGGGUAGACAAGAACCCACGACUCAAGGUGGCCCAGACAUCCUUGAUUGUGCAGAAUGCAUCUGUCAUCUUGUGUGGCAUCCUUCUGAUGAUGGUCUUUCUGUUUAAGACGGAACUCUUGGCCUUAUAUCAAGGGUGGCUUCUUACCACAUGCUAUAUACUUGUCAUCACAAUAGCAAACAUUGCAAACUUGGCCAGCACCGCCACAGCAAUUACUAUACAGAGAGACUGGGUUGUUGUCGUUGCAGGUGAAAACAGAAGCAAAUUGGCAGAUAUGAAUGCUACGAUACGAAGGAUUGACCAGCUGACUAAUAUCUUGGCCCCAAUGGCUGUUGGACAAAUAAUGACCUUUGGAUCACCUGUGAUCGGCUGCGGAUUCAUUUCUGGCUGGAAUUUGAUUUCCAUGUGUAUAGAAUAUAUGCUGCUCUGGAAAGUUUACCAGAAAACUCCUGCCUUGGCUCACAAGGCCAUUUCAAAGGUUGAGGAGUCUGAGUUGAAGCAACUGAAUGUACAGAAAGAUGGUGACCUGAAGCCCAAUGAAGGAGUCCAGUUAAUGGGCGAAAAAGAGAUAGCUGCCUUUGAGUCCCAAAAGGAGAAAGAAGCUAGCUGUGUUUCUCGCAUGGCCGAGCCAUUCACUACAUUCCGUGAUGGAUGGGUUGCCUACUACAAUCAGCCAGUGUUCCUUGCAGGCAUGGCUCUUGCAUUCCUUUACAUGACCGUUCUGGGCUUUGACUGCAUUACUACUGGCUAUGCAUACACUCAGGGACUAAGUGGUUCCACCCUAAGCCUCUUAAUGGGGGCCUCGGCCAUAACUGGAAUAAUGGGUACAGUAGCCUUCACCUGGCUGCGUCGGAGGUAUGGGUUGGUUCGCACAGGCAUUAUCUCCGGACUAGCCCAACUUCUCUCUCUGGGCUUUUGCGUGAUUUCGGUGUUUGUGCCUGGAAGUCCUUUGGAUCUUACUGUUUCCCCAUUUGCUGACAUCAGUGCUAGAUUGUUUGAAAGUAAUCCAUUGCCUACUAUGGUGCCUCAAGGAGAUAUCCUUGAAAUGCCCUUUACAACUGGAAUGCCUACCUUGGUAAAUGGGUCUACUCUUAACAUGGAUCCAGAGAUGGCUCCAAAUCCUGUGCCUCUCAUCUCUGUGAGCUUUCUGUUUGCAGGAGUCAUUGCUGCUAGAGUUGGUCUGUGGUCUUUUGAUCUGACUGUCACACAGUUGCUGCAAGAAAAUGUGGUGGAGUCAGAAAGAGGUAUCAUAAAUGGUGUCCAGGACUCCAUGAAUUACCUUCUGGAUCUGCUGCAUUUCAUCAUGGUCAUCCUAGCUCCUAACCCAGAAGCUUUUGGAUUACUGGUGCUUAUUUCUGUUUCCUUUGUUGCCAUGGGCCAUAUCAUGUAUUUCCGGUUCGCCCAAAAGACCUUGGGGAGAAAUGUCUUUCUUUGCUGUAAUCCUGAGCCAAAGUCAGUCACUAAUGACCCAACACCUUGUGAGGCCUCAAAUGUCUAGAGCUUCAGUUACUGCCUGCUCCUCAUUUCCAGUCCAUGUAGAAUCACAUGCCUUAUCAUGAGCCGGGAGUAGUUGGUGCCCCUUAAAAGUGGUGAUGCUCAAAGCUCUACUCACCUAGGGUACCACUCUGUCCUGCCUCCUAGCUCCCUCUGCUUUUGGGCAAGUGACCAGCUGUGGGUUUUCUCCAGUUAGCAGUGACAUGGCUUAUUUAUUUAAGGAGAGAUCUCCUGAAACGUUAAACAUUAACUACACAUUAAAGACAAUUGAGGUAGAAGGAAAUAAUUUUGAUUAUAUUUUUUUAACCCUGGAUUCAUGCUGAUUUGGGGGGAGGAAGGGAAAUUAAUCUGGGGAGAAAUUAAAAAUAAAGACAAAGGUAUUGUGUUAUGCGUAACGGGACCUGUGGUUCCCACGCCCCCUUGCAACAUAAUUGUACUAUGUUUUGCCAUUGAGAAACAUGACCAAAAGGUUACACAAAUGAAUGAAAAUGUUAUGGGCUUUAUUGAUUGAUAGAGCUCUGACACGUGCCUGGGGGCGCGGGACAAACAAGCCCUUCUUUCUGUGUACUUUUCCUGGUUUUCUGUGAUGCUUGCCCUGCAGAAAUACCUUGGCUACUUUAGUAUACUCCCUAAAUAAGAAAUAGUGCACAAUAUUGUAGGAAAAAAACAUACUGUAUAGCACUUCCUAGGAACUUAGAAUAGCCUGAUAUAAGCAGAAGCUGUAAAUAUAAUGUAGCAUUGUAACACAGACCAUUUUAGAACCCCAUAUUUACUAAGCUUUGGAUUCAUAGUGUUAAGGGACAGAUAUCUGAAUUCAGGGAACUAGGCCACAGGGAACUAGGAAGCCUCUUUAAAGAAUUUGAACAGAUCAGUAAGCUGACCAUCUCAAACCACUUCCUUCAGGGUAGCCCCCACUAUUGAGGAUUGUAUCUAACGCACAAUCCACUGAACCUCUCAGUACAAGGCCUUGUGAAAUUAAUGGGAAUUGUCAAAGACCAAAUGAGGCUUGUGUGGGAGGCAUUCUUAAUUGGGCGGCGGGGGUGGGUGGGUUAUGACAAUGCCUUGAGAAAUCAGACAUGUGAAUAUAGCAUGUUAGCAAAUACUUAAAUUGUCCAUGCUAAAUGAAAUGUAAUGACCAUGGUCCUGAUCCACAGAUCUUUAUGCACACAAACAGGCUGCGUAAAUGUGGCUGUACGUGAGGAUUCUUCACACCAAACAGUUGGUUGGUACUGUACUGCUGCAUUGACACUGCCAGUUACAUGCACCAAUUGACCAUGUAUUCAGUCUGUCAUGCACUUGCAGUGCACAACCAUUGCCUUCUGCAACAGACUUUAGGCAUCACAGAUUGCAUUCAGAAGGGUGAUCUGCCUGUAGAAGCCUGUUUCAGCUCACAGAUUGUCCUUGCUGGGUUGGGGCACAUAUGGACAACUUUAACUGUUCUAUAAAGCUGAUAUGUCUUAUGCCUUCUCUUUUGUAAACAAGAAAAAAAAAAUAUAUAUAUAUAUAUAUCUUUUACAUCUUUCAACUUACUAGAAAUUUGUAUUAAAAAUGUUUCUUAAAGCUUGUUACUAUAUGAUUUUAAGAUCAGUAGUGACUGACAACGCCAUGUGUGCUUAAAUGUUUUUUGAGCCCUUUUUUACAGUGUACAGGCAUGAGUACAAUGCUUUUACAUUAGCCAUGUAUGCACUUUUGUGGAAAUUACGUUAACGUUGCUACAAGCACUUUGCUUUUCAGUAUAGCUGAAUCCUCUUUACUGUACUCUGAUGUUUUUUCUAACAUGAUUUUAAUCUCUGUUGAUAAAUAUUUGUAAAAUAUUUGUUUGCAUAAAUAUAAACUAUUUUUCAGA